Messenger RNA from Brassicogethes aeneus, 448 nucleotides. NCBI's taxonomy places the organism in Eukaryota, Metazoa, Arthropoda, Insecta, Coleoptera, Nitidulidae. The record is from the annotation of a GenBank genome assembly.
CAGUUUAAAAAUUAAAAAAUGGCAACGAUACAUAUACAGAGCGGGAAAAAUAAUAUCGAAAGUAACAAAAAUGAUAGUAAAGUACAUAGCGUUCCAUUCACAAUACACGCGGAGUGCGAUGCUCAAGUUGACAAAUACUUUGAAACUGGCGUAAAAAAAAACCAAGAGGACGGAACUUUUACGGCUUCAUUUAGAGGAUACCCUCUUAAAGGGGCCAGGGUUGAGUUACCAGAAGGUUACAUGGGAGUUGUUUUACAUGAAAGUAUAAAACCAGAAACUGAAAAGGAAGAACGUAAGUUUUAUGUUGUGAAUAAUUUUAAAUCAUUUACUUAUUGGAAUUGGGGGAAAAUUCCAAGCCAGGCUGAUACCAUUAGGCAGGCUUUGGAUUGGCUAGAAAUUGCUGAAGUGCUACAUAGCCCCCUUGUAGAAGAAUGAUAAUUGUAAAAUA